Molecule: messenger RNA, 1412 nt
Organism: Cucumis melo (muskmelon)
Lineage: Eukaryota; Viridiplantae; Streptophyta; Magnoliopsida; Cucurbitales; Cucurbitaceae
Exons: 3
Coding region: 123-1130 (335 amino acids)
Biological process (GO): protein folding
Cellular component (GO): chloroplast
Molecular function (GO): adenyl-nucleotide exchange factor activity; protein-folding chaperone binding; protein homodimerization activity
Source: RefSeq, a predicted model, not a curated record
GGAAAAAUAUUAAUAAUAUAAUUUAAUCCAAAAACACAACCUUUCUGGCAUCUACCACUUCCUUCUUCUCUCUUCUCUACCCUUAUCUCUCUCUCUUUCUCUCUUUGCUUUGUAAAUUCUCUAUGGCGACCCUCCUCAGAACUCCAUUUUUUCAGGCAACCGCUCCGGCGAGUGUUUCCGCCUUUUCCUUAUCCAAAUCCACCCUAAAACCCUCUUCUUUAUCCUUUACAACCUCUCACUCUUUCAUUUGUUCUAUCAAUUCCUCCAAGUUUUCAACUCGUCCUCCUUCUCUCCGCUUCCCCAAGCGGCCUUUUGCUUCCUCCGGUGAAACGGAAAUUAGCGAGCUUGAAGAGGAAGUUCGCGAUUCUGAGGCUGAGGAUUCUUCUGUUAGUUAUACCGGUGUAGAAGAUGCGACAAGUGAUAAUGACAUAAGUGAUGACUCAGAAGUUAAUGCUGAGGAUUCCACUCAGUCAGUCAUUGUAGCAGCACUUCAGUCCUAUAAGCAGGCGUUAUCUGAUAACAAUGGAGCUCAAAUAGUUGAAAUAGAGUCUUUUCUGAAGUCAAUUGAAGAUGAAAAGCUCGCAGUUGAAAGAAAGUUGAAUUCCUUAAUUGAAGAACUUUCUGUAGAGAAGGAUCGAGUUUUGAGGAUCAGUGCUGACUUUGAUAAUUUUCGGAAGAGAACAGAGCGAGAACGUCUUUCAUUGGUAAAAAAUGCUCAAGGAGAAGUAGUAGAGACUUUAUUAGGUGUCCUGGAUAAUUUUGAGAGAGCUAGGGCACAGAUCAAGGUGGAGACAGAGGGGGAAGAGAAGAUCAACCAGAGUUACCAGAGCAUCUAUAAGCAGUUCACCGAGAUUUUGGGCUCCUUGGGUGUAGUUCCUGUUGAGACAAUUGGGAAACCGUUUGACCCACUGCUUCAUGAAGCAAUUAUGAGGGAGGACUCCACAGAGUUUGAGGACGGUAUCAUACUCGACGAGUUCCGUAAAGGAUUCUUGCUUGGUGACAGACUCUUACGUCCAUCAAUGGUGAAAGUUUCAGCCGGUCCCGGGCCUGAAAAGUCAGAUGAAACAGCACCAGCAGAAGAGCUUGAUUCAAGUGAAGAGUUUGCGAACUCGGAAUCAGAGUCUUCUUAAAACUCCAAAUCCUCUCGACCACAAUCCAAUUUUGAAUGUAGUCUGAAUCCUUUUUAUGCCUGAUAAGAGACUGGAGAUAGGACUUUAUUGUUGUUAUUAUUGGUGAUCAAGGUUUUGAAAGCAGAGAAUUUUGAUAUUUGAUUUCAGGGGAUAGCUUUUGAUGAUGAAAAAUUGUUGUUACCAUGAAGAUAAUCACUUGGUGAAAUGAUGUAUCUGAUUUAGACGAAUAAUUCUCUUUCUAAAAACUUUUUUGCUAUAACAUGUUAAGAGAGAAUUUACCAA